GUCAAAUCCCUGGCCAGUGCGUUAAAGGCUGUCAUACUGCAACCCAGUGCAAAAUCAGGGAUUCACUCAAAGUUUUCCGAAUUGGUGGCCAGCAACACUCACAUUCUUGCUCGAUGGAUGCUGCACGUCCUGCAACCGACUAAUCUACUCAAACCGGAAGUGGAAUUGGUCGUCAACGCCCUCAAGGUGUGGGAAAUUCAAUGGGCAGAAUCCAAACUGGAAGUGGUCGGCAAACUAACCGGCCCGGAAUUUAACGCCAUGUUUCUGGCCACUCGUACAGUCCUGGAUAGCAUCUCCACAGUCCAGUCUCUGAUCAAGGAGACAAAAGCUUUGAGGGAGAUGUCGGAACAGAUCGACGACUACUUUGCCCGUCAACGACUGAUGGCCACAAUUCGAGACAAAUUGGAAAAAAGAAUUUCCAAACUGGAAAUUCGGCUCUUUUUGGUUGACAAUCACGAAGAAUUCCAGGAAUUUGUUAAAAGUCACCAAGCGGCUCAGAAAUUGACUGAAGCAGAAAUCAAAUCCACCAUAAAACACGUCCUAGAUGCUCACACUUCGUUCGAGGGAUUGAAACUGCUGCGGAAAAUCAUCGACAAGUCUCAUUCGCUGGCUGGAACGCAUUCGGGAUCUUUGGACGAAUUUCUGGAACAAAAUCAACGAGAGCAACUGAGUCGAUUGUCGACCGAGAUCCGCCUCAUCCGCAGAGGAUUCGACAUGACGGAUUACUUGAACGAGAAGGAAGCCGAGAAUGUUGACAUGGCCCAGCGACUGUUUGAACGUCGAUUACUCUACCACCGCGUCAAAAUUGCUUUGCUCACCAUUUUCCCUCAUCCAAAUGAUUGGGACGAAACGGCCGCAUCAACCAAAAUCAAAGAGCAGUACAUUGAAUUGGCCAAAUACUUGAAGUCGACAGAGGAUAAAUUGCACAAUAAAUGGUUUACAACUGUGCAGAAACGGGCCAACAAAGCCAUGGCUCAGCCCAUCCUGAAAAAGACAGCCAAAGGAUAUGUGACGACACUUCAAGACACUUUGCAGACCAUUUGGGACGAAACUCGAUUAUUUUUACAGACGAGAUUCCAAGUUCCGCACGUCUGCCACAUUUUACUGAUGCAAAAACCGGAUUUGAUCCAUCACAAUCGAGCCAUCGUGGCCAUCCUGGAACGUUUGACCUCGGUCGUCGAGAAACUUACCCCGUUCGAAUAUGUUGUCCUCACCAGCUGCUACUCUUCAGUGGAGGACGGAUUGAAUUUAGGAACGACUCACGUCACCUGGCCUUCCCUUUGCCUGGACAAUUACAUCCAGGAGCUGAUGGAGAGUGUCGAGAAAUUUCAGGGAAUGGCGGAAGAUGUGGCCCUCAUCUCUUCUGUUUUGGACAAACGAAUCGCCCAGAUUAACGAUUUCCAACUGUUGGUCGAGUCUCAGCACGACCUCAACCCAGUCACCGGUAGUGGCCCACCCUCUGCUGACCAGUUUUUCAAAAAGUUGAGUCAAUCGGGAGACGAAUUCUUCCUCAACGUGAGGCGGAUCGUCUCCGAAUUGCCACCCAUUCUUCUCCAGGUGGAGAGUAUCGUGUGCAAUUCGCAAACAGGAUCGGCUCCUGAAUUGCAAAACUAUUACGACUAUUGGCGAGAGAAGAUUUACGUGGUAAUUUUGAAAGCAGUUCAAACUAGAUUGUUUGAGGCGCUGUCCAAUUUACUUGAGAAGGGACCGGCCCAGUUUGUCAUUCAAUUAUCCCUCCGAGAUGCUAAGGUGGUGGUCGAGCCGGACUUGGAAUCCAUCGAACGCGACAUAUCCAACAUCUCCCAUCACUGGAUCGAACGCAGUUCCUUGGUGUCUGAAUGGCAGGAAGGAUCGUGCAACGCCUUGCCGGUGGACCAACGAUCACUUUACGACCGGCUGAGUCGUGAGCCGUUGCUCAAAGUGACACUCCAGCGGGACCAGGAUCACUGCAAACACCUAGUGGGAAAACUAAGGGGCAUCAUCGACAGGUGGAAGGAUUGCGCGGAAUUGUGGAGUGUCAACAAGAUGGGAGCCUGUGAAAAGUUGAGAGGCACCUCGCCCACAUUGUCCCAAUACGACGAGCAAAUGCAACAUUACCGAAACUACUGGAGCGAAAGGGUUGGUGCAAUGGAGGCCCAGGUGGUCACAUCUUGCGUCACUCUGCAGAUGAAACAAUUGAAAAUGGCGGCGACGGAACACAUCAGGGAAUGGAUCCGCCAAUUGGGGGCCACCUGGUUGGCUGCUACGAAAGAAAAACUGGAAAAAGUCGAAGAGCUGAUUAAAGUUAGACACUUGCAGGUAGACGGCAGCACGGAAAUCGACUGCGAAAUCCUAAUGAUGGAAGUGCAAGAAAGUUGGCACCGAUUGUAUCACUACAACGUCGUCGUGCCCGAGGAGAACAAGGCGAAAUUCAAGGGCGUCCACAAAAUGCGUCGAGUUCACGCUAAAUUGAAAGCAGUUCAAUUCAAUCCCAGCAAGAAAAAAAAGGGAAAAGAUGCAAUGUAA
Molecule: messenger RNA, 2505 nt
Organism: Daphnia pulicaria
Lineage: Eukaryota; Metazoa; Arthropoda; Branchiopoda; Diplostraca; Daphniidae
Product: dynein axonemal heavy chain 10-like
Exons: 5
Coding region: 118-2505 (795 amino acids)
Source: RefSeq, a predicted model, not a curated record